UAUUAAUUAAAACGAGCAAAUAUCUGGAGGCCAAAUAUUUCUGGUACGUAUCAGAUUGGCGAAUGACGAAGAAAAAAAAUUCGGACGAAAGUUAUUUUGUAAAUAGAGACCUCCACUGUACUUCAUGAGGGUGAACUUUAGAAUGAGUUAGAGAGAGAUAGAGAGAGCAAAAAGUAGAGAGGAGAGAGGGGAGAGAGAAGACCAGGAAAGAGAGAGAGAGAGAGAGAGCCACCAUCGCAUGGCAUCUUUGCCGACGGGGACUCUGGACAACCACCAUUUACCGCACCACCAUGACCAAGGCGGAGCAAUAGCGGCGAGGCACCUCUCGGCCGCCACUGCUCAACGGUCGGAGAUGGAGACGGAUAAGGGAAUGUCCGCCGCUAUAGUUGAAGGGAAUGACACAGUCACUGGUCACAUUAUUUCCACCACAAUUGGCGGACAAAACGGUGAACCCAAAAGGACCAUUACAUACAUGGCAGAACGUGUUGUGGGAACUGGUUCGUUUGGAGUAGUUUUCCAGGCAAAAUGCUUAGAAACUGGAGAAACUGUGGCCAUAAAAAAGGUCUUACAGGAUAGACGGUAUAAAAAUCGCGAACUACAGCUGAUGCGAUUGAUGGAUCACCCUAAUGUCAUUUAUUUAAAACACUGCUUCUUCUCAACAACUCCUAAAGAUGAGCUUUUCCUCAAUCUUGUCAUGGAGUAUGUUCCUGAAAGUUUGUACAAGGUCUUAAAGCAUUACACUAGUUCUAAUCAGAGGAUGCCCCUUAUCUAUGUCAAACUGUACAUGUAUCAGAUAUUUAGGGGCUUGGCUUAUAUCCACAAUGUUGUUGGGGUUUGCCAUAGAGAUGUGAAACCUCAAAAUCUUUUAGUCGAUCCACUGACCCACCAAGUCAAGCUCUGCGACUUCGGAAGCGCAAAAGUUCUGGUUAAGGGGGAAUCAAAUAUUGCGUACAUCUGUUCCCGCUACUAUCGAGCGCCCGAGCUUAUAUUUGGUGCAACAGAAUAUACAUCAUCUGUCGACAUUUGGUCAGCUGGCUGUGUCCUUGCGGAGCUACUUCUGGGGCUGCCGCUCUUUCCUGGAGAAAAUGCAGUAGACCAACUUGUAGAGAUUAUUAAGGUACUUGGGACUCCAACGAGAGAAGAUGUUCGGUGUAUGAAUCCAAAUUAUACUGCUUUUAAAUUCCCUCAAGUCAAAGGUCAUCCUUGGCAUAAGAUUUUCCAAAAAAGAAUGCCGCAUGAAGCAAUUGAUCUAGCUUCCCGGCUACUUCAAUACUCGCCAAGUCUCCGGUUUAAUGCUCUAGAAGCAUGUGCGCACCCCUUCUUUGAUGAGCUUCGGGGGCCCAAUGCUUGCCUCCCAAAUGGUCGCCCUUUCCCACCACUUUUCAACUUCAACCAGGAAUUAGUCGGAGCUUCACCCGAGUUGAUCAACCGGUUAAUACCAGAGCAUAUCCAAAGGCAAAUGGGGUUGAACUUUUCGCAUUUUGGGGGAGCUUAAUUAAGCAUAUGAAGUCAGCCGUUCGUCUCCCAGCGGAAACAACCAAAAGGGGUGACGCUAAAACUGUUUUGGCACGAUAACCCCCCGGGGGGCGGCCCUGAAAAAUCCCUACUGGAUCUCUGUCUUGUUUGGUCUAUUCCACCAGGAAUCUAUGUCGUUUUUUUGCUAAAGAGAGAAAGGUUCUUACCACCUGGUGUCUGUACAUUGUUUUGGUCGAAGGAUGAUUACUAAUCUGUGCCCACUUAGUUAGGUAGCCAGAUUUGCUUCAGAGACAACUCAUGGCUAAAUAUGUAGUUGGUUUAUGUUUUAUUUAAAAAUUGUUCUUACUAAUUUUUUGCAUCAUUCUGGACAUCGUAGUUAUUAAAAUUUGGAUUAAGUA
This is a messenger RNA of Cuscuta campestris, 1874 nucleotides long. The record is from the annotation of a GenBank genome assembly. NCBI's taxonomy places the organism in Eukaryota, Viridiplantae, Streptophyta, Magnoliopsida, Solanales, Convolvulaceae.